This is a messenger RNA of Theobroma umbraticum, 402 nucleotides long. RefSeq names its product succinate dehydrogenase [ubiquinone] iron-sulfur subunit 3, mitochondrial-like. Gene Ontology annotation, cellular component: mitochondrion. The record is from RefSeq and is a predicted model, not a curated record. Gene Ontology annotation, molecular function: oxidoreductase activity; iron-sulfur cluster binding. Gene Ontology annotation, biological process: tricarboxylic acid cycle; respiratory electron transport chain; aerobic respiration. Lineage: Eukaryota; Viridiplantae; Streptophyta; Magnoliopsida; Malvales; Malvaceae.
AUGAAGUCAAUCGAGCCAUGGCUUAAGACCAAACGACCAUCUGAAGAUGGGAGAGAAUACAGGCGAUCACCUGCUGACAGGAAGAAGCUAGAUGGCCUAUACGAGCGCAUAUUUUGUGCUUGCGGUACUACUUCCUGCCCUUCUUACUGGUGGAACCCAGAGGAGUAUCUCGGCCAUGCUGCUUUGCUUCAUGCUAACCAAUUGAACUCCGACAGCCGGGACGAUUUCACUGAGGAAAGGCUGCAGGCCUUAACAGAAGACUUCAAGAGAUUGUAUAGAUGCAGGACUAUAAAGAAUUGCACAAUAAUCUGCCCCCAAAACCUGAAUCCAGCUGAUGCAAUUCAUAAGAUGAUGACCAAGCACAUGCUUUCUGAACCAAUGGAGAGGGUUGAAAGCCUGUAG